AUGCCCUCCAAACGAAAGAUCCCGAUGACAGAUGACUCUCUUUGCGCAUUUAGUAUUCUCAAUGAGGUAUGAUUUCAUGAUGUCGCGUUCAAAGCUAAUUUGACGCGUCCAGCGAAACAGUUUUUCUGGUUAAACAGCUCGAGCCGAAACACGGCGAAAUGAAGCGGAUUCCCUCAGCGUGAUCGGACGACUUCGCCUUUUUGGUGAAUGUCCAAUAUAGAUUUACUUCCAAAAUAUUUUUCUACACGCGGGCGGAGUCAACCAAUCACUGUGAGAAUCUGCCGCGUUUUCCUGCGGUUCGGCUCAUCCUUUUGACCGAGAAAAACUGUUUUGCUAUAAGCACGCCAAGUCAGCUUCGAACGCGGCUGUAGUCUGUUCAGAUUUCGAAUGUCAAGUCGUCGCUCAAGCUCCGCCCAUAAUGGUGCGAUGAACCAAUCAGAGAGCGAGCCAUCCACAGAGAGUUUUUGAAUGACGUCAUUCUACUUGACAUUCAAAAUCUGAACAGACUGUAAUUCAUUUUCAUCAGAGGUGGAAGAAAUGAGGGGCACGCAACAUGCCCGCCUUAGCCAUCAGGCCUCUGAGAUAAAAUAAGCCGCGCCAUUGUGUGGCGAUGGUGUUCAAUACGACGUUGCGAAAGUUAGGCGAAAAUUGUCAUUUUUGUUCAUUUUUCAUUUUAUAUUGGUUUCCGCAGUUUUUUCAUUACUUUUUAAGAACUUUCAGUGGUUAUAGUCAAUGUUUCCCGAGUUGAAAGGGGAGGGAGGCGGGGCAAGGAGCGGGACGCGUAGCGUGUGCGUACGCCGUUCUUGGCGCCAGUUCAAUUCAAUUGCCGCCGACUAUUUAAAAAGCUCGGUAACCGCUCUUUCUCUGUACUUUCUAUUAAUUAUUUUUGAGCACAAAUUAACUUAAUCAAUAAAUAAUUUAAAAAGAAUUGAAAAGAGCGAUAAAUUAGCUUUGAAUGCUCGAACCGCGUACGCACACGCUACGCGUCCCGCCCCUUGCCCCGCCUCCCUCGCCUUUCAAUUCGGGAAACAUUGACUAUAUAAUGUCUAGUUAAAUUUUCUGUGGGGAGUGCGGUUAUAUGUGUCAUUCCUUUAGGCGAAUAGUUCCAGAGUUAUGGUUAGGGAUCUGCUGAGAGCAUAAAUUUCUGCCGCCACAAAAACAGAGAUUUAAAUUUCUGAAAUAUUUCAAAUGACCUAAAUUUGGAAGCUUCGAAAACAACGAUUUUACAAGAUUUUAGAAGAUUUCAAUUAUUCGCGUUCUUUUUCGCCAUUGCGGUUUUGUCCCCUGGCGCCCUAGGCAGCGAACUAUCAAGAAAGCGCCAUUUCUCCACCUCUGGUUUUAAUUUUAUCAGUUGAGAUUUUCCGAUCUACGCUCAAAGAGUUUGACAAAGAAUGUAAGAAAGUGCCGACUGACGUUCUACCUCUUUCAACCAUCCUAGAGCCAAAAAUUUUUUCUGCAGUAAGUUUUAUGUUGUGUGCGUGUAAUAAAACGGAAUGGUUCUAAACAAUAAGAUCUCAAUGUUUUUGUGAAAAAUGAAAUGGCGAGUUGAGAGCGGGAUCAGUCGUCGUUGGCGUCUUCCACAAGUAGAGUGAUCCGGGGAGUGUGCAGUUGUUGGUUUGUAUAAGCGUUCGAUCACACAGAGGAAUCAGACCCGUUUUAUACUAUUUUCUUCGUCUAGUCUUUCACGUUAUCUAGUUCCUAUUUGAUAAUUUCUAAAUUCUCAACACUCCUUCCCUUUAGGAUCUUUGUUCAUCCGUCUUCUCUCUAAUUGAAAAUUCAACCUUUUUCGUGCUUUAAGGCCGUUUGUGUAUACGGAAACAGUACUAGAACUUUGAAGUUCCUUAUUAAGUUGAGUGGCGAGGCAAUCGGUGACGUAGGCGUUGUCUUAGUCGGGCUUUAAAGCCCGACUAAGACGCUUUGGUGGCACGACUGCGGGCAUAAUAGAUGAAGGUGUGGUAACUGGAGUGUAGAUAUGUUCAAUUAACACUCUGAGGAAUCAAACCCUUUUGUACUAUUUUCGUGUCUUACACUUGAUCUAUUUCUUAUUUAUUCAUUUCUACAUACUCAACAAUUUCUCAUGCGAACUAAGUAAAUUUUGAUGCUAUAGUCUGUUCAGAUUUUGAAUGUCAAGCAGCUAACUCCACCCCCAAGGCUACAAUAUCUUUCGCGUCAAUAUUUUAUCUACAUAUGCCAAUGGCCCUUUAAUAAGGCUGCUUUUUUGACUUCUUUUUCUAACUUUUAGAUCGAAAAAGAUCAAAAUUAGUCCCGCGCGAUGAAACAUCGACGCGAAAAGGAACCGUCUCAGCCGGGGCGGAGUUAGAUUCUUGACAUUCAAAAUCUGAACAGACUAUAAUUUCUACUGCAGGGAAUCCAACUGGCAGAGAAAAAACUCGUCAAAGCGAUCAUCCCUAUCAAACAGCAACAAAAACGUUUUUUUUUUCCUUUUUUCAUGAUGUUCAUGUCAUAAAAUUGAAGCUUUUCGAAGAAGAGCUAGACCGAAAACGAGGAAAUACAGCGAUUUUGUUGUCCGCGAUCCGCCGAAAAAAGAUGUGAGCUUUGCUUUAAUCUAAAAAUUCUAUUUGCAAAAAAUUUUUGAACAGAAGUUCAGAUGCCGUCCCCGAACGAUAUUCCUAUACAAAACGAUGAAAAAAUGUUUGAUAAUGUCCGUUUCUUUGAGGUUCUAACCUUUCGAAAUAUCAAAGUUUUGAAAUCGACAGGUGGUCAACAAUAAGAGUAAAUACGGAUCGGAAUUCGUCCUGCCUUCAGCCAACUAUUGCACUUGUAAAUAUUUCCAGGUGGGUGUGUUAAAUACUUCUUCUCACGGUUCUUCAUAUCAGGUGAAUGUGUUGAAAAUGGGGCAAAAAUGGAUCUGCGCCCACUUGAUCGCAGCUCGAUUUGGCCUACACCGCGGCACGGUUAUUGAGGACAAAACGCCAGAAAAAAACUUUGCACGGUAG
Caenorhabditis auriculariae is the source of this 2957-nucleotide messenger RNA. Lineage: Eukaryota; Metazoa; Nematoda; Chromadorea; Rhabditida; Rhabditidae. The record is from the annotation of a GenBank genome assembly.